Molecule: messenger RNA, 309 nt
Organism: Anisakis simplex (herring worm)
Lineage: Eukaryota; Metazoa; Nematoda; Chromadorea; Rhabditida; Anisakidae
Source: the annotation of a GenBank genome assembly
AUGUUGAACGCAAUAAACGGUGUAGAGGUGACCACAUCGAAAGCGAAUUGUGAGUACAUUCGAAAGAUAAGUCGCGAGCAUACAGCCAGUAUGUCGGUACUAUCAACGCCGUCCACACCUCGCUCGAUACGGCACUAUCAUCGAGGCAAUGGACCGCUCCGAGGUGGUGGUCUCCAAAAGGUGUACACUCAUGCACCGUCUCGUUUGCCUUUCGGUUUCACUAUUCCACAGGAUUAUGCAUUACCUUUCCAAGUGAAUUUUUUGUCAAAAAUCGCUAGCUCAGAUCAAUCGCAAACUCUCACACCAUGA